GGACUUCACGGAGCAGCCCCUGGUUUGGCUUCCUCCGCGCCCAGAAGCGGCUGAAGAAAAACUACAAUUCCCAGCGUGCUUAGAACGCGCGUCGGCCUGGAAACGCGCGAAGUCCCGCCCCCUCACUCCGGCAACGGGAAGAGAAGUUCUGUGAAAUGCUCUUCUCCUAUUGGUGGGCUCUCGGAGAGGUCAAUUGCAGAGUUCUCACCGCCUUCGCUCCAUUGCAGCCCGCGGGUUCUCCGCCCGUUACCAAGAUGGCGGCAGAGGCAGCCGGUGGCAAGUACCGAGGCACAGUCAGCAAAAGCAAAGACCCCUCGGGGCUGCUCAUCUCUGUGAUCAGAACGCUGUCUACCAGUGAUGAUGUUGAAGACAGAGAAAAUGAGAAGGGUCGCCUUGAAGAAGCCUAUGAGAAAUGUGAUCGUGACCUGGAUGAACUGAUUGUGCAGCACUAUACAGAACUGACGACAGCUAUCCGCACAUACCAGAGCAUCACAGAGCGAAUCACCAACUCCCGAAAUAAAAUAAAGCAGGUCAAAGAAAAUCUGCUUUCAUGCAAGAUGCUGCUGCACUGCAAACGGGAUGAGCUUCGCAAACUGUGGAUUGAAGGAAUUGAACAUAAGCAUGUCUUGAACCUGCUGGAUGAAAUUGAGAAUAUCAAGCAAGUGCCUCAGAAGCUGGAACAGUGCAUGGCCAGCAAGCACUAUCUCAGUGCCACCGACAUGCUGGUGUCAGCAGUCCAGUCUUUGGAGGGCCCCCUGCUCCAAGUAGAAGGACUGAGUGACCUUAGGCUGGAGCUUCACAGCAAGAAGAUGAAUCUUCACUUGGUUCUCAUAGAUGAACUGCACCGGCACCUGUACAUCAAAUCCACCAGCCGAAUUGUGCAGCGUAACAAGGAAAAAGGGAGAAUGAGGUGGGUUACAGAGGCUCUUUGGCACAGUGUACUGUGGCCAUGUGGAAUAUUAUUUGUUUCUCAGAAUAUUGUAGUUUUUUUUUUACUUUUCUUUUUAAUAUACUGUUUUCGAUGCUCUAUAUUCUGA
Molecule: messenger RNA, 1037 nt
Organism: Myotis brandtii (Brandt's bat)
Lineage: Eukaryota; Metazoa; Chordata; Mammalia; Chiroptera; Vespertilionidae
Product: exocyst complex component 4
Exons: 4
Coding region: 156-1037 (293 amino acids)
Biological process (GO): chemical synaptic transmission; exocytosis; Golgi to plasma membrane transport
Cellular component (GO): growth cone membrane; exocyst; synapse
Source: RefSeq, a predicted model, not a curated record